AUGGCCCGCCACUCAAGCAAGAAGAAAGUUACUGACACUCGGGGACGUGAUCGCCGUCAAGAAAUAAUUGACAUCGGAGACACAGACGACGAGCCUGCCCCCCUUGAAGCUCCUCGAUUCCCACAGACCUCCACCGUGAAGAACAAGAAGAAGAACAAGACGCGAGCACCACCACCGACAACGGACAAUGACUCUGAAGAACCUUCCGACGAUGAAGACGAGCUGGCGUACCAGGUCGUACCAGUAGUGCAGCGAGUAAAGAAGCCCUCCCUGGCUGAUAUUCGCAAGGAGAAAGAUGUCCUCGUAGCCCUUCGAGCUACGGCGGCUCUUCUAUCUUCAUUGGGAGACAAGGACGAGAUUGAGAGAAUCAUCAAACUCCCUGGGUCUAGAAACAAUGAUGAGCUCUUGGAUUGCCGAGCAAAACUCGUUGCCUUGCUUUCUCCGCCAGCACCAGAGAGCGCGCAGCAAGGUGAAACGCCAGAGACAAUUCACCUUUUCGACCAGUACUUCGCCCACCAAGGCCCAAAUAGGGAACUAUACAUCCUUCGUCCCGUUGAGGUGAUUCAAGGCAAUAUGCGCCUCGCCCGAGGCAAAGUCGCCGGCUUUGUUCGUCACCAAGGCGACAGCUUUCCCCUCAAAUACGCCCUUCCAGGAUGGAUGGCGUGCAACGAGCCACACCCCAACGUCCUCGACUCCGCUUUGUGGACGAAAGAGGUUCAAAGAUGGGGCGAAUUUCACAAUCAUCAUUUCCCUGGCCAUCCCUUCGAGAAGCGUCACGGUAAGGAAAAGGGACACGCUAGUGCCUCUCACGUUGAGAUCCGCCUCAUGCUCUGGUACGCAUGUGAGAAAACGAAGGAGAUUGCAGGAGACAAGCCAGUCAGAGCGCUUCUAGGAGAGAUCUGGCGCUUGCGCAAUUUCGCCCAGGAUAUCGAAGCCGAGGUCUUCCUUACCAGAGCACCAUGCAACCCUUGCCUGGAAAUCAAGAAGCUCAUCGAAGAAUAUACCGGCAUCAAAUUCAACAUUCGAGUCAUGCAGAACCUCGGCGAACUCGAGCCCGUAAAAAACAAAACAGGCUGGAUUACUUUCGAUAGAUUUGCCUCGCAGAUCGAGGAUCAAGAUGGGCACCGUGGUUUCAGUGAGGACAUCGAGACUGUAGGACUUCACAACCAACGUCGACGCAAUGUGCUUACGGAAGGGAUUGAAAUCGUGGAGCGAGAGAACACCACCGAGGUGAUCGAGACGUACGAUGAGGGCCUCCGCAACUCUGCUAUCCAAGUCGUUAUUCCAGCCCAAAGCAGAGCUGGGCCUCGUAACGAUUCUUCAUGGACAGACUCAAGCCCCGUUCAACACCGUCAACAGCAACCUAAGAACCCGCGCUCAGUCUCCACUACCACAACCUCAGUCACGCGACGCAUCCAGGGCUUCCAAUUCCAGCCCGCUAGCUCGCAAGAAAAGCGAUACCAGCCAGCUCCUCCAAGCUCUCAAGGGAAGCACCAUAUCGACCUCGCUCCCGAUUCCGAGUCCGAAGAAGACCCCGAGUAUCGCCCCCCCGGAAGUCAGCGAACCAAGACGACGACCAAGACGACAGUCAAGAUCAAUAGUGCGAGCACAGCAUGUCCUGAUUUCGGUGCCGAGGCACGAAAGCAGGCUGAACGGCUCAAACGCCAAAGGGAGAAGAAGAAUAAGAAGCGAGCCAGAGAGCCAGAGAUGGCCUCGUCCACUCAUGCGCCGAAGAAGUCUCGCAACCUGAGGUUCGAAGACUAG
Drepanopeziza brunnea f. sp. 'multigermtubi' MB_m1 is the source of this 1764-nucleotide messenger RNA. RefSeq lists its product as uncharacterized. The record is from RefSeq and is a predicted model, not a curated record. Lineage: Eukaryota; Fungi; Ascomycota; Leotiomycetes; Helotiales; Drepanopezizaceae.